This is a messenger RNA of Nannochloropsis gaditana CCMP526, 3273 nucleotides long. RefSeq names its product sh2 domain containing protein. The transcript is spliced from 4 exons. The record is from RefSeq and is a predicted model, not a curated record. The coding region runs from base 1 to 3273 and encodes 1090 amino acids.
AUGUCCGGGUUUAAGGCCUUCCUCGAACGCCUCCACGUCCUCCCCAAGGUCAAGUCCCUCGUCUUUCAAGCCUCCCGCCCUGAGCAAGGGAGCGCGGGCACCAGCCUGGCCUACCUGGUGGGCGGGGUGCCAAGCUGGGUCAGGCACGUCACCUUCGAGCGGGUCUUGAACCGGGACUCUCUGGUCAUCCUCUCCCACAUAUUGGCGACCAAGAGCCUGCACGCGGCCUCUAUGGCCGCCAUGUCGUCGGCCGCCUCCUCCUCGGGGGGGGCGGGGAAAGGGGGCGGGAUUGUGAGCGGGACUCAGCAGCCUCCGGGCCUGGCCCUUCAGGGUCUGGCUAUUCGGCAUCACGCCCACCUCCGCCCUGAGGAUUUUUCUCCCCUCUUUGCCUUCUUGCGCAAAGAGGGAGGCGUGCCUGCCCCUCUCGAUGACGACAGUGCCCCGCUCGGCAGCGGGAGGAAAGGCAUGGGUCCGGAAGGUGGUGAGAGCGGACGGCCCAUUUCUCAAGACGAGCACAGGAAAACUGAGACGCCGGCAUCCCCCGUGCCUGUUCCCACCCUCUCCCGACAGCCAUCUCUCCUGGGGUACGUGGGCAUGCGCUACUUGGAUCUGACCGGCAACAAUCUAGGCGACGCGGGUGCGGCGGAAGCCAUCAAAGCCCUGACCUGCUAUUCGCCCACCCUCGACUCCCUUGGCCUGGCGAGCAAUAGCAUCAAGAACGCCAGCCUCUUCCUCGACGCCGUGGCGGCCUUUGUCCACCACCGAGGGAGCAUGAGCUGGCUCCGAACCCUCCUACUGGACGACAACGCUCUGACCGCCAAGGCCAUGCAGCGCCUCUUCACGUUGCUGGAGGAGGACACGAGCCUGGAGAAUCUCUCUCUGGCUGCGAACGCCAUAAACGACAGCAAGCCCCUGGUGGAGGGCCUCCGGCGAUUGCUGAGGCGGAAUCGCAAGUUGAUCGACCUGAACCUGUCCAAGACGCGCUUGGGCGUAGAAGGGGGCAGAGAGCUUCUCUUCGGACUGCUCGAGAACCAGACCUUGCGGUGCUUGCGCUUGCAGGGGGGAAACGAAGCGCUGAAGGCAGAAGAGAGGGAGCUGAUCGAACGGCAGCUGGCGGGGAACAGGAGGAGGUUUUACGCCCCUCUGACAAAGCUCUCACGACCAGUGCGCAUGACCGUGACAGGACCACCGCCGUCCUCGUCCUCUUGGUCGCAAGGAGCGGCGUCACAGACACGGGACUCACAGCAGGAGCAAUCAGGGCCCCAAGGCCGGAAUUGGGGCCAGCAAAAGGUUCCAGGCACUCCAGAAGGAAAUUUUCAACCCCAGGUAAAUGAGCGCGCUUCCAACAGCGCUGCGCGUCGCCAUUCCCCACCCUCCUCCCCCAUUGCGGUGCAGUCGACUGGUUACCACCAUCGGAGUAUUUCCGAGCCGGUGCGAGGCCGCCGACAUCGUGGACGUUCUGCCGACAAGGCGAGGGCAGGGGAGGAGGAGAACCAGGACAAGGAGGAAACCGAGGACGAGGUGGAAACUGACGAUGAUCGGUACGAAGGGGAGGAACCAAUGCCGACAAUGCUGGAAGUGGGCGGUCGGGCGGGCAGUUUAGGCACAGAAGGAAGGGGCGUGGGCCCUUUUCAAGGGAGCUGGGCGAUAGGCGACGGGGAAGGGAAAGUCAAAGAAGAAGAAGGCGACACGACGCCGGCCUCCCAGCGCGACGUGCUCUCAGUCUUGUUCUCGGCGCCCUUGGCCUGGCGAGACCUGGAGGGAAACCUGCACCCCAUCGAGCUGCUCUUCUUCGACCAGGAACGCGAGCAACUGGUGCAGUCCCUCAUGGAGAGCGGGAGCGACAUCUGCGCGCGUUUCGAUUUCUGCACCACGGAUACCCUGCGCUCGGCCGUGACGCUGGGGGCGCGUGCUCUCCACUACUCCGGCCACGGCCAUCGGAAUCUCCUCACCUUCGAGGACGGCGCCGGCGGCCUCCAGCUCGUCCCCGUGGACAUGCUUCGCUCGCUCUGCGCUGCCGGCUCCCACAAGCUCGACCUGGUCGUGGUUUCCUCCUGCUACUCCAAGCUCGCGGGGCAGGCCUUCGUGGACGCGGAGGUCCCACACGUCGUCUGCAUCAACUUGGAGGCAACCAUCACCGACUCGGCCGCCCUCGCCUUCACCAAAGCCUUCUACCUCUCCCUCUUCGUCGGCAACACGGUGCAACACAGCUUCGCCAUCGGCCAGCAGGCCGUGGCAGCGAGUCCCAACGUGCCCUCCCCCGAGCGCGAGGUGAGCAAAUUCGAGCUUCUUCCCGAGGGCUGCGACCACAACGUGGCAAUCUUCACCGCGCCGCAGCCCACGCUGACCUCGUGGGGCAGCGGGCGAUCGAUGGGUGCGGAGGCCCCCUGGUUGCUGCAGCAGGAGCAGCAGGCUCACUUGCCUACGCCCCCCGAGGACUUCUUGGGCCGGGAAGUAAGCAUGUACCGGGUCGUGAACGCGUGUCUGUACCGGCGCCUGGUCACUUUGCUCGGGCUGGGUGGGAUAGGCAAGAGCGCCUUGGCGGCUGCGUGCUGUCAUUACAUGGCCCUGCGGCGCUUUCACACGGACGGGAUUGUCUUUGUCCGGCUGCAGGGGAAGAGUAGCUUGGAGGAGUUGAUCCAAUCGAUCAUCCAGGGCGUUCUGAGACAGCUUCCUGCGCGUGGCGGUGGGGCUGGAGGCUUGGGCUCAGGUCACGGGGCCCCAGGCCACGCCUUGGCGAGCACUCUCUCCCCUACAGCCCCGCCCUUUGCCUCCAGCCUCGCCUCCAUCGGCGGCCUGGUCGACGACGGGAUCCUGGAGAGGGAUGAGGAAUGGUUGUUUGCGCGCCUGCGCACGGCGAAGGUGCUGAUUGUCCUCGAUCAUCUCCAAGAGCUGCAGGCGGGCCACGACGGGAUCAAUGUGAAGAUCUUCCUCUCGCAGCUCUUCGAGCAGACGCGGGCAACCAAGGUCUUGAUCACGACCACGCGGCCUCUGGAUCUGCACACACUACCGGGCUCAGGAAAUGGCGUAAUGGGCGAGACCCUGGUCAGCGUGGGGCCCUUGACCUUCAAGAACACUGUCAGGCUCUUCUCCAGGCUGUGCCCGCAUUUGCACACUGCGCGGGAUCGACGGCUACUUCUCGAGUCCUUGGUUUGGCCAGAAGACCAGCAAGAUGUAACGAUAGCCUCCAGGGAUAUAACCCCACAGCAGGAUGUGUUGGACAUAUUGAGGCAGGGCCAGGAAAGUCGCCGCAGAGAGGACGAGGGAAUUUAG